UUUUUUUUCCCUCAAAUCCUCACACGCCUUUGUCUGAGAUUUUUUUUUCCCUCCAUUUUUGAAAAUGGCCGAAGUUGAAGUUGACGCGACUGCUGCUGCCGAUCAGCAGCAACAAGACACCACUGCUGCGGCUACUGCGACUGCUGAUGCCCCGACUGCUGCGGAGGAGCAACAGCCGCGUGGCGCCAAGCGCCCUGCCGAGGACGAUGCCGAGCAGCAGGACGACGAGGCAACGACCAAAUCGCCCAAGAAGACCCCCGCCAAGCGUGGCCGCAAGCGACGCGCAGUCGCCAAGGGUGAAGACGAAGAGGAUGACGACGCCGCGUACGACGAGCAGCCUGAAGAGAAGGAGCCCGAGCAGACACCUCCCCCAUCUCUGCGCCCGCGACGCACGUCGAGCCUGCGCGCCACCGAGCGCACCGCCAAGAUCAUGGCCCGAGAGCACCGCCAAAAGGACGACGACGAGGUCAACUCGGACGACGACGAUAUUGACAAGAGCUCCCUCCCUCGCCGCGCUGCUGCCAGCCCGCGUGGCGGCGGUCGUGGCCGUGGUGGCCGAGGAGGUCGCCGCAAGGCUGCCCCUGCAGCCGAAGAGCAAGCCGAAGAAGCUGCAGCUGACGAGGACACCGCCACCGAGUCGCAAGACGCCGCGGCUCCCAUGGACACCACUGAGGACAAGCCCGAGGCUGCUGCCGCUGUUGCUGCUGCUGCUGAGCCUGAGACUGCUGCUGCUGCUGAGCCUGAGACUGCUGCUGCUGCUGCUGAGCCUGAGACUGUUGCUGCUGAGACUGUUGCUGCUGAGCCUGAGGCUGCCGAGCCCAAGGCUGAGACUGCCGAGCCCAAGGCUGCCGAGCCUGAGACUGCCGAGCCCGCCGCUGACAAGUCCACCGAGUCCACCGAGUCCACCGAAACUGCGGCUGCUCCUGCCUCAGCCUCGGAAUAAUCAAACCUCGGUUUCAUAGUUCUUCCAUUUGUUCAAAUUGUUUCACGCAGAU
This is a messenger RNA of Capsaspora owczarzaki ATCC 30864, 995 nucleotides long. RefSeq lists its product as hypothetical. Bases 65 to 943 code for a protein of 292 amino acids. NCBI's taxonomy places the organism in Eukaryota, Filasterea, Ministeriida, Capsasporidae. The transcript has 2 exons. The record is from RefSeq and is a predicted model, not a curated record.